UAAUACGUCACUGACAUGUGGGCCCGUGUGAUUUACCGGUGAACCCCCUACAACACAGGCACUAAUCGAGCCGCCCAGCGCUAUCAUAAGCACCCGAGCCAGCUCGCGAAUCGAGACCAAAACCCCGCACACAACGAGAGGCGGAGGAGGAGGCGAGGGCAUGGCGAGCUGCUGCGCUGGAAGCGAGGCGGCGGCGAUGGCGUCGGAGGCGUAUCUGGAGAGCGAGGCGGUGCAGGAGGCGCGGGAGCUGGUGGCGGAGCUGUGCCGGCACUUCUACUUGCAGGGGUGGGUCACGGGAACCGGCGGCAGCAUCACUGUCAAGGUCAACGACCCCGCCGUGCCGCUCGCCGACCGUCUCAUCGUCAUGUCACCCUCCGGUGUGCAGAAGGAGAGGAUGGUGGCAGAGGACAUGUAUGUGUUAUCUGCAGAUGGGAAAAUCCUCUCUGCGCCUGUAGCAAAGCCAUGGCCAAACAAGCCUCCAAAGUGCACGGACUGUGCACCUCUGUUCAUGAAGUCAUAUCUGAUGAGAGCAGCUGGGGCUGUCAUUCACAGCCAUGGAAUGGAGACUUGCAUUGCAACAAUGCUCAAUCCUGGUGCAAAGGAGUUCAGGAUAACUCAUAUGGAAAUGAUUAAAGGAAUCAAAGGUCAUGGCUAUCACGACGAAUUGGUUAUUCCUAUUAUCGAGAAUACUCCUUACGAGUAUGAGCUCACAGACUCCCUAAGUGCUGCGAUAGCAGCAUACCCAAAGACAACUGCUGUGCUUGUACGGAACCAUGGAAUAUAUGUGUGGGGUGACUCCUGGAUCAAUGCCAAGACACAAGCCGAAUGCUAUCAUUAUCUUUUAGAUGCUGCCAUCAAGCUCUAUCAAUUAGGUAUUGAUUGGACAACUCCUGAACAUGGUCCAAUAAACAGUGCGAAGAGGCUGCGCAGCAUUUUGAGCCCUGGAAUUCCUAAUGGAUGUCACACUGCUGAAUCACCAAAGCAGUGUGUUGUACUUGAUAUUGAGGGAACAACCACUCCAAUAUCAUUUGUGACUGAUGUUAUGUUUCCUUAUGCCCGUGAGAAUGUGCGAAAGCAUCUGACUUCUACGUUUGACUCUGAAGAAACCAAAGAAGACAUCAAACUAUUGCGCAUCCAAAUUGAAGAUGACUUAAGAAAUGGAAUUGUCGGGGCUGUCCCAGUUCCACCCGAUGAGGAUGGCAAAGAAGAGGUUAUCAAUUCACUAGUCGCCAAUGUUGAAUCAAUGAUUAAAGCAGACCGGAAGAUUACAUCAUUGAAACAACUUCAGGGUCAUAUAUGGAGGACUGGAUUCGAAAAGAAAGAACUGCAAGGAGUUGUGUUUGAGGAUGUUCCUGAGGCGCUAAAGAACUGGCAUGCUAGUGGCAGAAAGGUCUACAUAUACUCAAGUGGCAGUAGAGAGGCACAACGGCUUCUAUUUGGCAAUACAGUGUAUGGUGACCUGCGACAGUUCCUGUGUGGGUAUUUUGAUACCACAACAGGAAACAAAAGAGAAACUAAGAGUUACUUUGAGAUAUCUCAAUCACUUGGGGUGGACAAUCCAUCUCAAAUCUUAUUCAUCACCGAUGUCUUCCAAGAAGCCGUUGCUGCAAAAAACGCAGGUUUUGAGGUGCUAAUCUCCAUUCGCCCGGGAAAUGCACCACUUCCUGAGAAUCACGUUUUCCGCACUAUCAAGUCUUUCAGCGAGAUCUGAUGAACAUGAGGGAUCUGGAUGCGUCUGGAUAUGUGUAAUUUGAGAGUGCUUCCUGGGCUAAUGCCCCUGGGUCAAGUCAUGCAAUAGCAAUAUAGCACCUCAGCAUGGCAGACAGACACGGCGCAAUAAUAAACCGGAAUGGCAAAAUAAACUUGUAAAUGUGCGUCCGUUAUGUAUCUGUACGCCAUCCGAUGAUUGUUUUGUAGCUCCACUGCCAUCACAGAAUAAUAUUGCUGUGCUCUUCA
Messenger RNA from Phragmites australis (common reed), 1956 nucleotides. Its product is annotated as probable bifunctional methylthioribulose-1-phosphate dehydratase/enolase-phosphatase E1. Gene Ontology annotation, cellular component: cytoplasm. The record is from RefSeq and is a predicted model, not a curated record. Gene Ontology annotation, molecular function: acireductone synthase activity; magnesium ion binding. Lineage: Eukaryota; Viridiplantae; Streptophyta; Magnoliopsida; Poales; Poaceae. The transcript has 12 exons. Bases 161 to 1711 code for a protein of 516 amino acids.